Molecule: messenger RNA, 1999 nt
Organism: Gossypium arboreum
Lineage: Eukaryota; Viridiplantae; Streptophyta; Magnoliopsida; Malvales; Malvaceae
Exons: 5
Coding region: 205-1650 (481 amino acids)
Source: RefSeq, a predicted model, not a curated record
CUCAACCCUUUGGAAAUAAAAAAGGUAACAUCUUUAGCCAAUCGCCACCCAUUCAUUUAUUCCGUGACCUUUUCCUUUUCAGUUUAAAGCAUAGUUUUUAUUUUGAAACUACUAUUCCAAUUUGUUUGCUCUCAACUUCCAUUUCUUCUUCUUCGUCGUCAUCAUCAGUUUUUUUGACGCAUUUUCACUUAGGCAUUCAGCUGAAUGAAUCACCAAUCAGUAGCCUUUAAGAACACCCAAUUCCCUUUCCCUCCCCACCUUCACUAUUCCACCCCUAUCCCUUCUCGCCUCCUCUUUCCCUUUUCCCUCCAUCCUAACAAGACCAUCACCAAAUCUCCCUACUCUGCCUUCUCUUGCCGGGGUUUCCAUACCCCACUUCUCAAUCACCCCUCUUGCUCUUUCCACUCUUCCAACGCUACCAAACCCGCCGCCGUCAAAACCGUCGAUGUCGCCACUCUCGGCAACCUCUGCGUCGAUAUUGUCCUCAAUGUUCCUAAAUUACCCCCUCCUUCCCCAGAUUCUCGCAAGGCCUUCAUGGAGCAGUUAUCCUCCUCUCCUCCCGAUAAGCAAUACUGGGAAGCUGGUGGAAACUGUAAUAUGGCUAUAGCAGCUGCAAGGCUGGGACUUAAGUGUGUUGCAAUAGGUCACGUUGGUAAUGAAAUUUAUGGGAAGUUUCUUGAAGAUGUGCUUCAAGCUGAAGGAAUUGGUAUGGUUGGAAUGAGUGAAGAAACUGAUGUUCUCAACGCCCCUAGUUCUUCUUAUGAAACCCUCUUAUGCUGGGUGCUUGUUGACCCUUUGCAAAAACAUGGCUUUUGCAGUCGGGCGGAUUUUAGUAAGGAACCUGCUUUUAGCUGGAUGAAUACACUUUCUGAAGAAGUAAAGAGGGCAAUUAAACGCUCGAGAAUCCUGUUUUGUAAUGGUUAUGACUUUGAUGAGCUUUCCCCUCAUAUGAUAAUCUCAGCUGUGGAGUAUGCAGUCGAAGUUGGCACAUCGGUGUUUUUCGAUCCAGGGCCGCGUGGGAAGAGUCUUUUAAGUGGAACUGCGGAAGAGCAAAAAGCACUUAAGCAUUUCUUGAGGAUGAGUGAUGUCCUCCUUCUAACAUCUGACGAGGCUGAAUCUUUAACUGGCCUAGUGGACCCGAUUCUUGCAGGGCAGGAGUUGCUGAGGAAAGGAAACCGCACGAAAUGGGUGGUUGUGAAGAUGGGCCCUAAGGGUUCAAUUCUGAUAACCAAGUCCGGUAUUACUUGUGCAUCUGCAUUUAAGGUGAAAAUCAUGGACACUGUCGGGUGUGGAGAUAGCUUUGUUGCUGCCAUUGCAUAUGGUUUUAUACAUAAUAUUCCAUUGGUUACUACGUUAGCAUUUGCAAAUGCCGUGGGUGCUGCUACCGCCAUGGGUUGUGGUGCUGGUAGGAAUGUAGCUACAUUGAAGCAAGUGGUGGAAUUGAUGGAAACACCCGACCUCAAUGAGGAUGAUAAGUUCUGGAAUGAGCUACUGAGGGAACAUUUGGACUCACAAGAGGUCACAUUUCUGUCAAAAAUGGUUCUAAAUGGAAGCAAUGGCAGGAUGAAGCAUGUUACAAUGCAAAAGGUGGUUUCUGAGUUGCUGCCUAAGCUUAAAUCAAGUCAAUUAGAGGGCACACUGUCAUCUUGAUGGGAUAUUAAAGGAAAUUAGAUUCACAGCAAACAAUACAAGUUUCAAAGGACGUCCUUGUAUGAAAUCAGUCUGGGUUUGAUUUGUUUGGCAAUAUCACAGCAAGUUCUUGACCGGGUUCUGAAUGAAGUAGUUCCUGGGAAGAUAUCAAGUGAGAAAUAAAGACAGUGCUUCAUAUGCUGUUUUUUGAGCAUUUUUUGCCACAAUUCAUGGGUUUGUGCAUUGUGCUAGGGUAAGAUCAGCUUUUGCAUACCAAUGCAAAGAUGUUCUGUUUAUGUUUAUUUAUUUGUUAAAACUGUGUGAUUUUGCAGAAUCAAAUUUAUGAAAGUUGUGAUUUUUGCUAAUAAAA